Cryptococcus wingfieldii CBS 7118 is the source of this 2382-nucleotide messenger RNA. RefSeq lists its product as hypothetical. Bases 1 to 2382 code for a protein of 793 amino acids. Gene Ontology annotation, molecular function: polynucleotide 5'-hydroxyl-kinase activity. Gene Ontology annotation, biological process: cleavage in ITS2 between 5.8S rRNA and LSU-rRNA of tricistronic rRNA transcript (SSU-rRNA, 5.8S rRNA, LSU-rRNA). The record is from RefSeq and is a predicted model, not a curated record. Gene Ontology annotation, cellular component: nucleus. The transcript has 4 exons. Lineage: Eukaryota; Fungi; Basidiomycota; Tremellomycetes; Tremellales; Cryptococcaceae.
AUGUCCGCCCUAGCAGCAAGAAGGGCUGCUGCUAUCGCCGCAUCUGCUGAACCGCAACUAGAAAUUUCCAUCGGCACGGACGAGCUGAAUGGAGCUGAGGAUUCUGGGUCUGCCUCUGGAUCUGGCUCGGGGUCAGAAUCCGCCUCCGAAAACUCGGAAACGUCCGCAGAGUCCGACGAAGAGAGUAUAGACAUCAUUGUGCCCUCUCCCAAACGCCGGAAAACGCAAAAGUCAAGAAACACUUCGCCAGAACCAAAGAAAGCAGCUCGAUACUUUGUUACGACCCCCGAGACAAAAUCAAAGGGCAAGGGCAAAGCGAGCGUCUCUAUAGCUGAGAGGCAAGUCAAGAGGUACUCCCCGGCCGCUCCCGAUAGCGAUGAAGAGGAGGAAGAGAAGGGAGAGUCUGUGGGCGAUAGUGAUGAGGAUAUGGCGGAGGAUAUGUAUGGUGAAGCGGCUGGAGAUGUAGACGAAGGGCGGGUGCAAUGGGUGCAGACCAACGGUGCUGGGUCGUCCCGGCAAAAACCUCAACAGGCCGUGUCAGAAACGACAUCCAACUUUGUACCUCAAGAGAACGUCAACCUAUUCAGACUAUCUCAAGAGGCACUCUCAGCGACUGGCCUCGAGGACGAAUUCGCUGGGCCCGGCAUCAUCAUUAGUCUUGCUCCCGACGAGUCAUUGGUGAUUGCAGGCGCAUACAUCCUUACUCUCCUCCAACGCUCGCUCUCCCUCUUUUCCACCACCAUCGACCCCUCAUCGACCCCUCACCCCAUCUACGCCCCUACCUCCCAUCCCCUGCCUACUCUCUCCCCAUCUACGACCACAUCAACUCCAUCGUCCCUCUUGUCUAAACUCAAAUUCCCCAAACAGUUUUUGAAAAAGAACGAUAGGACCAUCUUGCUCAUCCGCGAGAAUGAAUGUGGAAUUGAUGGGCUGAGAUACGGCGCUGUACCCGGUUUCGCCAAUGCUUUCCUCGAAGAAACAGGCAUCUGGGGUCUUCGAAACGUCCAUCCCGUCAUUGGCUCGUUCCCCACUCCAGUCUACUCUUACCACAGCCCUUCAUCCUGGGAUUCCGCCCUCGCUUCUUCUACCCAGCUCCUCCAAGGCGAAUAUGCUGAAGAGUCACCUUUCGUCGGGCUCGUCAAGGGUCAAAAAAGGAGCGGUAAAUCUACUUUUGCCCGGGGGUUGUUGAACACGCUAUUGGGCAAGUAUGAGAGGGUUGCGUGGCUGGAAUGUGAUCUGGGUCAGGGAGAGUUUGGGUGUGGAGGUGUGGUUGGGCUUUGGGUGGUUGAGAAGCCUGUUUUUGGCCCGCCGUUUACCCAUCCCUCGUCACCCGUCCGGGCACACUACCUCGGUACCUACACCCCGCUCACCUGCCCUGACGAAUACAUCUCCUCCAUUCGUCUCCUCCUCUCCCACUUCAAAUACGAGCUCCAAUUCCCCCUCUCCUCCACAUCAACAUCAAGGAACAGCAAUGUGCUGCCGCUGAUCAUCAACACGCAAGGAUGGGUCAAGGGUCUUGGAGAAGAGCUGUUGAAGGGAAUUGAAGUGAUGGCCGAGCCGACGCAUGUCUUUGAAUUCGAGGCGCCCGUGCAGGAAGGUGGUUUCUCUGGCCCGGGGUGGACGCAGAGCCCCCCAUGGUCGACGGCGCAAUUGCCUUACGACCCUUCGAACCCGACUUCCAUGGUCGAGCUGGAAGACGACGUACAGGGGAGGAAGAGCUACAAGCUAAAGGCUGCACCGGUAUCGCCCCUCCAAGCGAGAUAUACCCCCGCCGACCUCCGAGUCUUGUCCAGCCUCACCUACUUUCACUCCACUCUACCUUCAUCCUCGUCCUCUGUCCCCUCAUGGGACUUUGCGCCCCUCGCUACAGUGCCGCCUUACGAAGUGCUGCUCUCUUCUGCCCAGGAAGCUGCGUUGAAAAAGGUGUAUCUCAUAGGAGAGGGCAGCGAGGGCGUCGUACCCGAGGACGUGGCGCUGGCGUUGAAUGGGGCCGUGGUAGCGCUGGUGGAAGACCUGAGUGCGGAUGAAGAGGAAGAAGGGGUUUAUGUCCAGGGUCGGCUCCCGUCUGUUGGCGAAAGCGCAACCACCCUCGGUCUCGCACUCGUCCGCUCUGUUUCUGCCUCUUCUUCCGGUUUCACCCUCCACCUUUUGACACCCUUACCACCUCACCCUCUGUCCCGCGCCAAUGCCAUCGUCAAGAACGGCGCGCUCGAACUUCCCUUGCCCGGGUGGCUUGACAGUCGUCCAGGCGGGGUCCGUGAAGAAGGGAUGUGGGGACGAGGCUGGGACGAGGUGCCGUUCAUGGAGGUGGGCGGUAUGGUCGGGGUCGUGGGCGGGGAGAGGCGGCGGUUCAGGAAGAAUAUCAUGCGCAAGGGACAAUGA